Messenger RNA from Otolemur garnettii (small-eared galago), 2040 nucleotides. Its product is annotated as guanylate-binding protein 1. The record is from RefSeq and is a predicted model, not a curated record. The coding region runs from base 16 to 2040 and encodes 674 amino acids. NCBI's taxonomy places the organism in Eukaryota, Metazoa, Chordata, Mammalia, Primates, Galagidae. The transcript has 12 exons. Gene Ontology annotation, molecular function: GTP binding; GTPase activity.
GAGAACACCCUGAACAUGGCCUCAGAGAUCCACAUGCCAGGCCCAGUAUGUCUCAUUGAGAACAUCAAAGGGCAACUGAAAGUUAAUCCAGAAGCCUUGGAGAUCCUGUCUGGCAUCAUGGAGCCCGUGGUGGUGGUGGCUAUUGUGGGCCUCUACCGCACGGGUAAAUCCUACCUGAUGAACAAGCUGGCUGGGAAGAAGAAGGGCUUCUCUCUGGGUUACACAAUGCAGUCUCAUACCAAAGGAAUCUGGAUGUGGUGUGUGCCCCAUCCCACAAAGUUAAACAAUACCCUAGUUCUGCUUGACACUGAAGGCCUGGGAGAUGUAGAGAAGGGAGACAACCAGAAUGACUCCUGGAUCUUUGCCCUGGCCAUCCUCCUGAGCAGCACCUUCGUGUACAACAGCAUGGGACCCAUCAACCAGCAGGCCAUGGACCAACUGCACUAUGUGACAGAGUUGACAGGUCGACUCAGGGUAAAAUCCUCACCUGAUGCCAAUGAGGGGGAAGAUUCAGCAGAAUUUGUGAGCUUCUUCCCAGACUUCAUGUGGACACUGAGAGAUGUGACCCUGAAGCUGGAAGCAGAUGGGCAACUCCUCACUCCAGAUGAGUACCUGGAGUUUUCCUUGAAGUUAAAACAAGGUACCACUGAAAAAGAUAAAAAUUAUAACUUGCCCCGACUCUGUAUCCGAACGUUCUUCCCAACUAAGAAAUGCUUUGUCUUCUACCCUCCCACUGAGUGGAAAAAGCUUACUGAGCUUGAAAUGCUGGAUGAUGAUGAGGUGGAUUCUGAUUUUUUAAAUCAAGUGGAAGAAUUCUGUUGCUACACUUUCAGCCAUUCCAAGACUAAAACUCUUCCAGGAGGUGUCAAGGUCAACGGACCUCGUCUAGAGAGUCUGGUGCAGACCUAUGUCCAGGCCAUCAGCAGUGGGGAUCUGCCCUGCAUGGAGAACGCAGUCCUGGCCUUGGCUCAGAUAGAGAACUCAGCUGCAGUGCAAAAGGCCACUGCCUACUAUGACCAGCAGAUGAGCCAGAAGGUGGAGCUGCCCACAGAGACCCUCCUGGAGCUGCUGGACCUGCACAGGGCCAGUGAGAGGGAAGCCAUCGAAAUCUUCACCAGGAGUUCCUUCAAAGAUGUAGACCAUGCAUUUCAAAAGGAAUUAAUGUGUCAACUGGAAAAAAGGUGGAAAGACAUUUGUAAACAGAAUCAGACAGCAUCAUCAGAUUGUUGCUUGGCUUUACUUGAGAAAAUUUUUGGUCCUCUAGAAGAAGAAGUGAACCAAGGCAUUUAUUCAAAGCCAGGGGGCUAUCAUCUCUUUAUUCAGAAGACAGAAAAUCUGAAGGAGAAGUACCAUCAGGAACCAAGAAAGGGAUUACAGGCAGAAGAGGUUCUGCAGAUGUACAUAAGCUCCAAGCAAUCUAUGAUGAAUACAAUUCUAAAGACAGACCAGGCUCUCACAGAAAAGGAAAAGGAGAUUGAAGUGCAACGUAGAGAAGCUGAAUCUGCAAAGGUUGCAGCAGAACAGUUGGAGGAAAUGCAAAAGAAGACUGAGCAGAUGAUGGAACAGAGAGAAAAGAGUUACCAGGAGCAUGUGAAACAAUUGACUGAGAAGAUGGAGAGGGACAGGGCCCAGUUGCUGGAAGAGCAAGAGAGGACUCUAACUCUUAAACUUCAGGAACAGAAACGGCUACUCAAAGAGGGAUUCAGAGAAGAGAGCAGAAAACUUCAGAAUGAGAUCAAGAACGUGGAGAAGAGAUACAAAGAAACAAUGGAAAAGGAAAAAGCUCAGUCUACACAGAAGGUAGAAGAAAUGACGGAGAAAAUGCAAAGGAGCUAUGAGCAGAAGGAGCAGGAUUUUAACAAAACAGCGAAAGACUUGAUUGAUGAAAUAAAGAAAGACAAGAACGAACGGCAACAAGAGCAAAAGGCCAUCAAUGAAAAACUUCAGGAAAUCAAGACCAUGAAGGAUAAGCACUACAAAGAAAUACCGGAAAUGGAUAGGGAAAUUCCAAAUUCUAAAUCAGGAUGCCUCUUGAUGUGA